AUGUCUCGCGGUAAUAUGGAGGGAGAUAGUAGCGGCAACCAAGUACUCCCCUACCCCGUAAACUGUGAUCACAAGAUGCGCGUGACACUGCGACGUCACACGACGGGCGUUGUGACCUUUGGCGAUACAGGCGAUCUAUGCACGGAAACAGACGACGUCGACGUGGAUCUGGUGCAUCAAGACGCACUCAAGCAGCUUCUGCGUCAUGGUAGUGUAUUAUUUGCUGGAGGUGUGGCUGGUAGUGUUGGCAAGACAGUCACAGCACCGCUCAGCCGCCUCACGAUUCUCUUUCAAGUGCAUAGCAUGGUAUCCACGAGACACACUGAUCGGUUUUCACCCACUGUGAGCAGUGCCUUUACUAAAGUGCUUAAGAAUGAAGGUAUACUUGCCUUUUGGAAGGGUAAUGGCACCAGUGUAUUGCAUCGCUUUCCAUACUCGGCAGUGAACUUCUUUACGUUUGAGAUGAUCAAGAAUGGCAUCAUCGCGCAGAAACAUCCGACCUUUACCCAGCACUCGUGGACCACCAUGUUCGCAUCAGGCGCGGUGGCUGGUGCAACAGCGACAGUAGCGUGCUACCCAAUCGACCUCAUUCGAACGAGAUUGGCGACGCAGCUUAACACAGACAUACGCUACACAGGUAUUCGCCAUGCAGUGCAGCGCAUUAGUGCCGAGGAAGGAAUGAUGGGGCUCUACCGUGGCAUGGGCGCUACGCUCAUGGUCACAGUUCCCAAUCUGGCAAUUAAUUUUACGUUGUACGAAUCGCUGAAGGAGUAUGCGCGGUCGUUACGUCGAAGUCAGACACUUCCAGGACUGACACCCGUCGAAAGGGAACAGGCUGUGGAGAGGCAUAGCGAUAUGCAGCUGAGCGUUACCGAUACGCUUCUGUGCGGUGGUACGGCCGGCAUUGUCUCGUCAUUAGUGACGUUUCCCAUCGACGUGGUGCGCCGCCGCUUGCAAAUCUCGGCCAUCCACGCAGAGAAUGCAGGUAUACGGCCGACGGCCACGGGUAUUGCAACGGAUUUAAUUCGUACGCAGGGCGUGAGUGGAUUUUACCGCGGACUAACACCGGAGCUCAUGAAAGUUGUGCCAAUGGUAGGAAUUACGUUCGGUACCUUUGAGCGACUGAAGAAGGUGCUGACCAUGGAGGAUUAA
Messenger RNA from Peronospora farinosa, 1152 nucleotides. NCBI's taxonomy places the organism in Eukaryota, Oomycota, Peronosporomycetes, Peronosporales, Peronosporaceae. The record is from the annotation of a GenBank genome assembly.